Molecule: messenger RNA, 2077 nt
Organism: Syngnathoides biaculeatus (alligator pipefish)
Lineage: Eukaryota; Metazoa; Chordata; Actinopteri; Syngnathiformes; Syngnathidae
Gene: tyw2
Product: tRNA methyltransferase 12 homolog
Exons: 7
Coding region: 98-1291 (397 amino acids)
Biological process (GO): tRNA methylation
Cellular component (GO): cytoplasm
Molecular function (GO): tRNA methyltransferase activity
Source: RefSeq, a predicted model, not a curated record
GUGGAAACCAGCAUUGCCGUUUACGUGUCUGCGUUUACGUUUUUCCACAUCGCCAUUCUUUAUUUUACAAGUGAAUAUGAUGUCAUUUUUAUUUUAAAUGGAAACUGUGCCCUGCCUCCGCGUGUCCCGUUGCCGCGCACAGCAAUUCCGGGAAGACCUCCAAUCCCGAAAUUUCCUCGACCGAAGUUUAUGUAUUGUGAACGAGCCUACUGGGACUGUCCUGCUGCCCGUUUUGCCUUCAUCUUUACCACAACUUGACGUGACGUUUCUAAAAGAAGUCGCAACAGUAUGGUGCGAGCCUUCUCUGGUGUCCAAGAAAGAGAGAAGCAAGAGGAGAAGUGAUGAGCUGGAGAAUUUCCUCCAGGAGUUGGUGGAAGCUUACGGAGAAAGUUGGACGAAGGAAUUGAAAGAGGAUCUUCCCCGCAGCUUCCAGCGGCAUGGAGAUUUAGUCCUGCUGGGGCACAAAUGUUUCUCCCUGCCCCUAUGGAAGAAAAUGGAUCAACGGCUGUGGCGCGCGGUCGCCAAAGGCCUGGGAGCCAAACGGCUGGCGAAGAUGAGCCGAAUAUCCGGCGACGGCUUCCGAUCUCCUCGGGUGACCGUGCUGCUGGGAGACCGGACCUGGGUCAAACACGUGGACAACGGCAUUACGUACGAGUUUGAUGUCACCAAAUGCAUGUUUUCUGCUGGGAAUAUUACAGAGAAGCUUCGGGUUGCCGGGUUCGACUGCCGGGGCGAGACGGUGGUUGACUUAUAUGCGGGUAUCGGAUACUUCACACUUCCAUAUUUGGUCCACGCGAAAGCGGCACAUGUCCACGCCUGCGAGUGGAACCCGCAUGCGCUCGAGGCUCUGCGUAAAAACCUCGCAAGCAACAGAGUACAGGACCGCUGCACAGUUCACCCUGGGGACAAUCGACAAGUUCAGCUGUGCAACAUUGCAGACCGGGUGAACAUGGGUCUCAUACCAAGCUCCGAGGACAGCUGGCCAGUCGCCUGCCGCCUGCUGAAGAAAACCACCGGCGGUAUUUUACACAUCCACCAAAACGUCACAUCACCAAAGACGGCCGCCGCCUCCCAAGGAAGCCGUGACGUGGACUGCAGGGUACCCGGGAAGAGACCUGACGGAGAGGCGUGGCGGACCUGGGCUGGCGAGACCGCGGUCCGCAUCGCGCGUCUUUUGGAGGAACUCACUGCUACUGUGUGGAGAACCAACGUCCGACACAUUGAGCACGUGAAGUCAUACGCGCCUCACGUGCAUCACGUUGUGCUGGACUUGGAGUGCAGGCCGACCUGAAUGAAGACACAGUCAAGCCUCGGUUCUCGAACGUCCCCGUUUUCGAACAAAAAUCGGCACUCGGAACGGCCCGGACAAAACCCGGAAAUAACAUAUUGCGCGCGGUCAGACCAGCUGACCCACGACGGGCUUUGUUGUGAAUUCCCACGGCGCCGAAAAAACCUUGACAUAACAUAAUGCGGCCGACGCAAGCAGCUGACCCCACCCACGACGGGUUUUGUUGUUGUCAAUUCGAACCCCCCCACCCCCGUAUUAACCCCCAAUCAUGGCUCCAAAGAAGGCAAGUUACUUGUUGUAAAGUUAUUCUGCAUUUUUGUUAAUAAAAAAAAGUUUACAAUGCUGGGGGACGAGUCGUGACAGAUACGGCAAUGCGCUCCCAGCCUAGCGUACUCUACUACUAAAGCAUACAUUUUAAGCAAAAAAUACAUAUAUUUCUUAAAUUAUUUUAUUAUGUAAAGUAUUUUAACUAUACAUGUAUUUCUACUGUGCAGUUUAUUAUCAGGAAAAGCUAAAAAAAAUGCUUUAAAUAGCCUAAUUCUUUAGGCUUGGAACGGAUUAUUUCUUUUUCUAUUCAUUGUAAUGGGAAACAUAGAUUUGUUUUUGAACAAAUCACUUCUCAAACCGUUUUCUGGAACGGAUUGUGGUCGAGAAGGCAUCACUGUACAAAUUUUUUUUUUUGGGGGGGGGCGGCAGCACAGUGACAGAGACUGAACUCUAAAAUGGCAAAUUCACUUGAGCACUGUUUAGUGUGUCUUUGCUCGUAUUUCCCAAAUCCAGAUGUGAAUA